Molecule: messenger RNA, 1158 nt
Organism: Dictyostelium discoideum AX4
Lineage: Eukaryota; Evosea; Eumycetozoa; Dictyosteliales; Dictyosteliaceae
Gene: prlA
Product: proliferation associated protein
Exons: 2
Coding region: 1-1158 (385 amino acids)
Source: RefSeq, a predicted model, not a curated record
AUGUCAAACAAAGACCAAGAAAUCAAAGAAGAAGCACCAGUUGCUAUUGAAGAUCUUUCAAACCCAGUUGUUGUUGAUUCAUACAAUGCUGCUGGUAUUAUUGCAAAUAAUGCAAUUAAACAUGUAAUUUCAAAAUGUGUUGUUGGAGCAUUAGUUGUUGAUAUUUGUCAAUAUGGUGAUGAUUUCAUUGAAGCAGAAGCAGCAAAAACAUUUACAAAGAGAAAGAAUUUAGAAAAGGGUAUUGCAUUCCCAACAUGUGUUUCAGUUAAUAAUUGUGUUGGUCAUUUUUCACCAUUAAAAGGUAAUACACGUACAUUGAAACAAGGUGAUGUUGUAAAGAUUGAUUUAGGUUGUCAUAUUGAUGGUUACAUUGCAGUAGGUGCACACACCAUUAUCAUUGGUAACACAUCAGCUGAAUCAAUGACUGGUAAGGUUGCCGAUGCAAUUUGUGCUGCCCACUACGCAUUGGAAGCAGCAUUAAGAAUGAUUCGUCCAGGUAAAACAUCAAAUGAAGUCACUCAAGUCAUUGAAAAGAUUUCCGAUAUGUAUGGCGUCACUAGUGUUUCAGGUAUUUUAUCACACGAAUUAAAACGUUUCAUUAUCGAUGGUGAAAAAGUAAUCUUCUCAAAGAAUGAACCAUCACAAAAGAUUCAAACCUAUGAAUUCCAAGAGAAUGAAGUUUACUGCAUCGAUAUCGUCAUGAGCACUGGUGAAGGUAAAGCUCGUGAAGAAGCUGAUCGUCCAACCAUUUACAGAAGAAAUUUAGAUAGCACUUACAAAUUAAAAUCAAAGGCCUCUCGUGAUUUCAAAGAUCAAAUCGUUAAACGUUACUCUGCCCUUCCAUUCCCAUUAAGAAACUUUGAUGAAAAAGUUAGCAAACUCGGUUUGGUCGAACUCGUUGAACAUCAAGUUUUAGCCGCUUACCCAGUACUCUUUGAUAGAUCCGGUUGUGAAGUCGUUCAAUUCAAAACUACCGUUUUAGUCUUACCAAAUGGUAACCAUAAACUCAUUGGUACUGAAUUCCCAUUACCAUUCGUUAGAUCAGAAUUCUCUGUCACUGAUGAUGCCAUCAAAGCUUUAAUCGCUUCACCAUUGAAAAUUAAUAAAAAAGCUGCCAAAAAAGCUUCCGCCACUACCAUUGAUGUUAAAAUGCAAUAA